This is a messenger RNA of Cololabis saira (Pacific saury), 1243 nucleotides long. Its product is annotated as granzyme B(G,H)-like. NCBI's taxonomy places the organism in Eukaryota, Metazoa, Chordata, Actinopteri, Beloniformes, Belonidae. Gene Ontology annotation, biological process: proteolysis. The transcript has 5 exons. Bases 26 to 766 code for a protein of 246 amino acids. Gene Ontology annotation, molecular function: serine-type endopeptidase activity. The record is from RefSeq and is a predicted model, not a curated record.
AGCUCAGCUUGACGGUGAUCCCACCAUGUUGACCCCCUGCAAACUGGCACUAGUGAUCAUGGUGCUCACACUUCAUGAUUAUGGUGAUGCAGGCCUAAUCAUUGGAGGUCAUGAAGCAGCGCCACAUAGCAGGCCAUACAUGGUCCUUGUGGAGAUGUACAUGUCAAACGGGGAUAAAAAAUACUGUGGUGGAUUUCUACUGAAUGAGGAUUUCGUGAUGACUGCAGCCCACUGCCAAGCCAAGACUUAUGUUGUUAAACUUGGACUUCAUUACGUAUAUGAUGACAAGGGUGUACAGACUAUAACUGUGGAGCAGGCAUUUCCACGUAAUGACUUUAAUAAAACUCAAUAUGUGAAUGAUGUAAUGCUCCUUAAGCUGAGUUCCAAGGCCCAGUUCGACAAAAACGUGAAGCCCAUUGAACUUGCAGACCACGACGAUGGAUCUCUGCCAAAAUCGUGUGUAGUCUCCGGCUGGGGACUUCAUGACGGCACUAAGCAAAUGUCGACCAUCCUCAGGGAAGUCAAUGUAACACUGAUUGACAACGUUCGCUGUGCAAAGCAAAACUCUUACUGUUCUGAAGGAAAGACUGGACCACGUGAGGGAGACUCUGGAGGUCCAUUGGUCUGUGAUGGUGUGAAGGCAUACGGGGUCGUGUCAUCCAUGUUCAAUUCCAGCUCAGAUGCUCCACCACUCUAUAGGUUUGCUAAGAUCCCUGAUUACAGAAGGUGGAUCACUUCAACAACUAAAGGCUCUCAGAAAGGUUAAGGCUUUGAACAGCUGACCAAUUCAAUAAGAACAUGGGAUUUUAGUUUUUAUAUAUCAGUCAAUCUCUGAUACACUUUACUAAUGAUAUAAAGCUAUCUCCGAGUUAAAAGUAGUGUAGUUUAACUAUGUCAUAUUUUACAAACAAAAUCUACAUUUCAUUAGUUGGGGAAAACAAUGUAAAAAUAGAGUCAGAUUACUUUAUAGUUGAAUGUUUUAAAUUUUACGCAAGAAACCUUUCAAUUUAUUUGAAUAUUACAGAAGGUAAAGAACACAACAGGUAAUUUUUUUUUGAUUUCUAACAAAAGGGUCUUUUAAGCAAAUAUGCAAUUUAAACCACAUUUCUCAAAGCUCCACUUUAAGACAGUCAUGGUUCACAGGCUCAAUGCUUUUUUAAAAAAAAUAUGCUCCUGUUGAUCUUAGAAGGUGUAUUUCACAUUUUCUAUUCGUCAUGUAUCGUGUUAAUGCAAGAAAUAAACU